AUGGAUGCAAAUUUCUACAAAUUUCUCGAACUGUCGGGGGUAACCGUUUCCGAUGACACAAAUCUAACGCCGUUACUUGCAGACUACUGGAGUUUUACAGCAUUCGCAGCAGAAUAUCCAAAUAAUAUUUACGAACUAAAUUUUAUCAAAUGGCAGCUGAACGGCAAGAACAAAACGCCAACACCUUCUCACAACAAUACGCCACAAUAUCAAACUCCACCACAGCAAGUAAAUACACCGCAAUAUCAAACAUCACCACAACAGAUAUCCUUACCAACACCUGCAUCACCAUUAAACCCAGGUAGAGUUUUAACAGCGACAGAAUACCCUACACUACCUGUUAAACUUCAAAAGUUAAAGAAACAUGUUAACAUUGUCGAAGGGCAGUUUAACGCGUUCACACUUGAAACACCACAAAACCCUCGAGAACCCAGCGAGACCAUUGCCAUUGACGAAAAAUCCGCUACAGUCGACACUGAUAACAAAACAAUCGACAUCGAACCAGCAUUUCCCUCACUCACUUCAUACCUUGAAGAUUUCAUGGCUACCACCGAGGAAACGCAAAUACCACAGGUAUAUACAACAUCCAGCAAAGUAAUUCAUCGGGGAAAAGAUAUUACGGUGGCAAGGAAAAAAUUCGAAGAAGAAGAGGAACAAGAACAAGAAGCCGAAACGGAAAAGAAAGAGAAGAAAACCACAACACGAAAACGAAAACGCGAAUGCGGUCGUCCCACCACCGACCAACAACUUGUGCGUAUGGACGACGAUUUUAACGACAUGCAAGCUUUACAGCUGACACGUCGCCAACUAACCCUACCCGAUACGCGUGGCAAAUGCAAAAAAUUAAAAAAAAUUCUAACAAAAUUACCCGAAGAUAUCAUUGUAAAUACGACACAUGAAUUUCAAACCUAUGAACUGUUUGCAGAUACACGUGCAGAAGCACUGAAAAUCAUUCAAGACAAACGUGAACUUUUGGAAAAAAUUAACGCUGCAGAAUACGUAUUGCAUACAUUAUUAAAAAAACGAAAUAAUAGCGACUCUAGCUCAUGA
Molecule: messenger RNA, 1050 nt
Organism: Paramuricea clavata
Lineage: Eukaryota; Metazoa; Cnidaria; Anthozoa; Malacalcyonacea; Plexauridae
Source: the annotation of a GenBank genome assembly